AUGACAUCAAUUUCCUCUUCUUGCUCUUCCUCAUCUUCUUCAUUUUCUUCAUCAAACAAUUCAAAAAAUAAUAAAAGCGUUAGCCCUCUAACCAAUUUUAUCAACGAAAACUACAAUCAACCACAAUUUUCUGAAAUAAAAUUUGAACAAAAUCGGAAGUCUUCGACAACAGAAAAUCAACAAAAUUCAACACAAAUUACCCAACAACAAAUACAAUUAUUGGAAAUGUUGGCUAAAGCUGGCUUGAUUCCUUCAAAUUCGUUGCCUAAUAAGCAAGAGAAUGGGGAUGAACAACAAAAAGAAAGUGAAGGAAAUAAUGAGGGUUGUGGUGAUUUGUUUGAACCGAAUUCGCUUUUUGAUAAUUUGUCUGGUUUACCCAAUUUUUCUGAAAAACAAUCAGAGCAGGACUUUCAAAAUGAAGAGAAAGGACCACUCGGGCAACGCAAACGACGCCGUCUAAUUGGAAAUUUGGAUAAUACGCUUGAUGGUUUGGUUGCUAAAAGGGCUGAUUUGCCGUUAAAGAAACGUUAUCAAUCAGAAACAGAAGCUAUUGAAUUGCCUGAUGAUGAACAGGAAAUGAAGCGAAUGGAAACAGAUCCAGAUGUGUGUACCCGAAUGUGUUCUGUCUGUGGUUAUCAAGGCAAAUGGGUUUCUGAAAUGAUUAGACACAAAAGACCUUUUAAAUGUAAAUAUUGCAACCGAACAAGUAAAUGGAAGGCAGAUUUGAUUCGUCAUGUAGCAAAAACUCAUGGUAUUCGUGUUGUUUCAAAAUACAGCCGUUCUAAAGCUUUCGAUUUUGGUAAAAACAGCAAUAAAUCCUCAACAGAACAACAAUUAACAAUAGAUGAUGUAAUAAUGGACGUAAGGGCCGAUGAGGACAAUUGUUCUUCGGAAAUGACAACAAAUAUUGUUGAUAAUAAUGAUGAUGAUAAUGUGAUGACAAAUAGCAAUAACAAUAAUAAAAUUGGAAGGAAGCAAAGCACUUCCUCCUCAACAGCAUUUUCUGAGUCGCUCAAUUCCAUGUUUCGGAAAGCCCAACGUCUCAACGGAUUAAAUAAAAAUACUAGUCAACCAAUAAAUAAAUUAACAAAACAAAAACAACAACGAAAAAUCAAAACAGAAAAUUUAAAUCAAAAUACCGAGGGGGAAGCUUCUUCAAUUUUAUUCAAUUUAUUGUCCCAACAAUUGGCAAACAAACAAUUAAUUAAUGCUACAAUUAGAGAACAAAUACAGCAACAAUUAUGUGCUAAAAACAACAAUGUUUGUAAUAAUCAGGAGCAGAAACAACAACAAAUUUACAAGUGUGGAUUGUGUAUUUUUCAGCAGCCCUCCUAUCCUCUACUUGUCUCUCAUUUGCUUGGAGUUCACAAUACUUCCCCAUUUUGUUGUCAGUCUUGUAAUCGUUCUUUUACACAAAUUGUUUCUGCUGCUGAUCAUUUUACUACAGACAAGUGUCCUCCUAAUGCAUUAAAGUGGAAUUUUUUGGUUGAUUCUGUUGUUGGAAAUGAACAUUAUGAAGCAAAGUGA
Molecule: messenger RNA, 1527 nt
Organism: Meloidogyne enterolobii
Lineage: Eukaryota; Metazoa; Nematoda; Chromadorea; Rhabditida; Meloidogynidae
Source: the annotation of a GenBank genome assembly